AUGGGGAACGCGUUGCACCAUGACGCCGAGGACAAUACGACGGGUUUCACGGAGAAGGAAAGGCGACUCCUCCACGAGUCGUGGCAGAACUUCACCAAAAGGCACCCGGACUACGGCGUCAUCCUGUUCACGGCGCUCUUCGUCAAGCAUCCCGAGUACCAGAAGCUGUUCAAGAAGUUCAGGGACAAGGAGCUCGGCACGUUCAUGAGGGAUCCGGUAUUCACGGAUCACGCGUCGACCGCGGGCCGCCAGAUUACUGCCAUGGUGGAUGCCCUGGAGACUCCCGGAAUCCUGCUGGAAAUCAUUACGAAGAACAUGGAGUUCCACCCCAUCGGGAGCGGCAUGAAACCCAAGCACUACGUGGAGAUGGGUCGCGUCCUCGUUGACGUGCUGUCAGCCGACGAGGACGAACGCGCGACUAGGGCAACCAUAAAGGCAUGGGAGAAGUUCUUGCACCUUAUAAACCAGAAGACUAUUGAAGUGUACGCCGAAGAAGCCAGACUAAACAAGCUAAAGAACAUCGACCCCUAUGAAGUCGAGUGCGGAAUGUCCACCACUGACAUCAUGGCCGGUGCCAACAAAUCUGUCGAACAAGUAGGCCACAAACAGCUCCCUUCCGUGGGUCUACAUCACAGAAAGGCAUCUUCGUCCGAGUUUUCAUCGAAAAAGUAG
Rhipicephalus microplus (southern cattle tick) is the source of this 672-nucleotide messenger RNA. RefSeq names its product cytoglobin-1. Lineage: Eukaryota; Metazoa; Arthropoda; Arachnida; Ixodida; Ixodidae. The record is from RefSeq and is a predicted model, not a curated record. Gene Ontology annotation, molecular function: heme binding; oxygen binding.